Molecule: messenger RNA, 1848 nt
Organism: Vanessa tameamea
Lineage: Eukaryota; Metazoa; Arthropoda; Insecta; Lepidoptera; Nymphalidae
Product: allantoinase-like
Exons: 11
Coding region: 79-1830 (583 amino acids)
Biological process (GO): purine nucleobase catabolic process; allantoin catabolic process
Cellular component (GO): cytoplasm
Molecular function (GO): zinc ion binding; cobalt ion binding; allantoinase activity
Source: RefSeq, a predicted model, not a curated record
UAUUAGAAUUAAGCGUCACGAUUCUACAGCAACCCUCAGUAAGAUAUAGAGCGCGGUUAGAAAUCAACGUCGAUAAAUAUGUCGGCGCUGUAUAUAUUUAUUUUAGCAACGUUUUUAGUAUCAGAUAUUUCGUGUAGAAGGUUCCCAGUAAAAAAUAAGUCAAGGCAAUUAUUUCUUAGUCGUCGUGUAGUGACAGAUUCGAGAGAAUUUGAUGGUGGUGUACUCGUGGAUGAGAAUGGAAUUAUCUCUGGAAUAUUCACUCGGGAAUCGAUUGAUGAACUUACCUUUGAAGAUGAUUAUACCUUACAGGUAAUAGAUGGAGGCGACUGGGCUUUAAUGGCAGGGGUAGUUGACUCACAUGUGCAUGUCAAUGAACCCGGUCGCACUUCAUGGGAAGGAUACGUGACAGCUACAAGGGCUGCUGCUGCAGGCGGCAUCACUACUCUUGUCGAUAUGCCUUUAAACUCAUUUCCACCAACAACAUCAAUCGAAAAUUUAAAAGUAAAAGCGUCCACUGCAAGAGAGGAGGUGUAUAUAGAUGUGGCAUUUUGGGGAGGAAUUAUUCCGGGCAACGAGAUGGAGCUACAAAAUAUGAUCGAAGCAGGAGUCAUCGGUUUUAAGGGAUAUCUCAUUGACAGCGGAAUCACAGAGUUUCCCAAUGUAGAAAAGGAUGAACUUGAUAAUAUUUUUUCUACUUUGAAUGGAUCUGACGUUGUUAUUGCUUUCCACACCGAGCUACCAAUUAAUGCCGGUAAUGAUACUGAAUGUGAGAAUUGUGAAGUUCCCGAUCCAAAUUUGUACAGCACGUACCUCGCAUCUCACCCUCCGGAAAUGGAGCUCAAUGCGGCAUCACUACUAGCCAGCUAUAUUCCGAAAUAUGAUGUGCAUGUGCAUGUCGUUCAUGUGUCGGCCGAAGGUGUUAUACCAAUAUUAGAAGCGGCGCGAGAAGAAAGGAUAAAGGCUGGUUCCAAACGCUGGCGAGGUGGUGUAACUGCAGAGACCUGUCAUCAUUACCUGACUUUCAGUUCUGAGCAGAUUCCCCCUGGACACACUGAGUUCAAGUGUUCACCACCUAUCAGAAAUAUCACAAACAAGCAACGACUAUGGGAAUACAUAAAAGAACGAAGAAUUGAUUUAAUAGCAUCAGAUCAUUCACCUUCCAUCGCAACAUUGAAAGGACCUAAUUUCAUGACUGCUUGGGGAGGAAUUGCUUCUGUUCAAUUUGGGUUAUCUUUAUUCUGGACGGAAGCAAAGGCUCGUGGGCUUAGUCUAAGUACAGUCAGCCACUACCUAUCAUCAGGCCCAGCGCAUCUGUGUGGUUUGCAGAAUAGAAAAGGAACAUUGAAACCGGGUCUCGACGCUGACAUUGUGUUCUUCGACCCGGAAGCUUCAUUUGUCGUCACACCAGACAUAAUAUUAUACAAAAACAAGCUAAGUCCAUACAUGUAUCGCGUGUUAACUGGCAAAGUGAUGAAAACUUAUGUGAGAGGUCAACUUGUAUAUACAGAUGGAAUAGUGAUUUACAAACCGCAAGGACACCUGUUAAUAAAUUAUAAAGCAUUGUUUAACACUACCACCGCCAUUACUCCACAUGAACCGCAAGAGUUCCAGCUAAGAAACAAUAAUAUGUUGCCGAUUGCUACGAACAUCGCCGUCCCAACAAAAUCCCAAGGAGAUCUGCAAAGAAAUGAUAAUGUACCGCCGAACACUAGAAACUCCGCCGGCCUAAUUAAGCCACAGGGACAGUUGUUAAUAAAUGAUAAUCUGUUGUUUGACACUACAACCUCAUACCCAAUUAUGUCUCGCCGACUAUUUCGAACAUACCUCUAAAAGCGUGUUUUUAAAUGA